AUGAAAGUAGUCGCUUUAAUAAGUGGGGGAAAAGACAGCUGCUACAACAUGAUGCAGUGUGUGGCUGCUGGGCAUCAUAUUGUAGCUCUAGCCAACCUACGCCCAGCACACAAAGAUGAGCUGGACAGUUACAUGUACCAAACAGUGGGCCACCAGGCCAUCGAACUGUACGCUGAAGCCAUGGACUUGCCACUUUACCGACGCACCAUCCAGGGCAUCAGCUUGGACAUCAGCAGAGACUACCAGGAGACGGAAGGGGACGAGGUGGAGGAUCUUUAUCAGCUGCUACGUCUUGUCAAGGAAAAGGAGGGUGUCGAAGCAGUGUCUGCAGGGGCCAUUCUCUCUGAUUACCAGAGGGUCCGUGUUGAAAAUGUGUGUUUGCGUCUUGGUUUGCAACCUCUGGCCUACCUGUGGCACCGAGACCAAGAGUCACUGCUCUCGGAGAUGAUCUCAUCUGACGUCCACGCCAUACUCAUCAAAGUCGCCGCCUUCGGCCUAGAUCCUGACAAGCACCUGGGAAAAUCUCUGGCUGACAUGGCGCCCUACCUGAAACAGCUCUCUAAAAAGUAUGGCGUCCAUAUAUGCGGAGAAGGUGGAGAAUAUGAAACAUUUACCCUCGAUUGCCCCCUCUUCAAAAAGAGGAUUGUCAUAGAUUCGUCUGAGACAGUGAUUCACUCCCCGGACCCGUUCUCUCCGGUCGGCUACCUGCGCUUCACCGCCAUGCACACGGAAAGCAAAGCCAGCGAUGCAGUGGCGCGAGCUGUGGUCCACGCUCGUUGUCCUUGCCAGAGUGCCAUUGACAAGAUGACGGAGGAGGCGGAAUAUGCUGAUGGAGCCGGAGACGACCACCAUCACCAGCGACAAUUUACAUCAGACGCUGACCUUAGUUGUCAGCGAGGCUUCGCGCUCCCUGCACCUGCGCCUCUAUCCUGCUCUUCCAUGACUUUUCGAGGUUAUCAGUGGAUUUCUGGCAUCAAUGGGCUGCAAAGCCAAGACCCCGGGAUCCAGGGCCAGACUGAAGCAGCCUUUGUACUCUUGCAAAGUGAACUAGAUACGAGAGGCUGGAGCAUGAAGGACAUUGUCCUUGUUCACCUGUAUGUGAGCAGCAUGGAAGAUUUUGGUCCACUGAAUGCCGUGUAUAAGAACUACUUUGACACAAACCCUCCUGCCAGGGUGUGUGUCCAGGCCUCGUUGCCCGCUGGCCUACUGCUGCAGAUGGACACUCUCCUCCAUAAGUGGACCGAGCCAGCCAGAGAGGAUUGCUUUUAUCGGCGAGAAGCUCUGCACGUACAGUCUCUAUCACACUGGGCCCCAGCCAACAUAGGCCCCUACAGCCAAGCCCUGAGGGUAGAUGAUACAGUCUUCUGUGCAGGCCAAAUCGCACUGGUUCCCUGUACCUUGCAGCUAGUGAAGGCAGGCACCCAUGUGCAGGUCAGCUUGCUGCUAAGCCACGUCCAGAAGGUUCUGGAAGCCACCAUUAGCACCUUGUCUCUAGCCCAUGUGGUUCAGGCCCACUGUUACGUCACCAGACGACAAGACAUCGCCGUCAUUCAAGCCAUAUGGGAACGUGUGUUGGAGGUUAUGGAGAAAGAUCAGGAGCUGCUUAUUGUGCCUGACAGCAGAGCCCCUCCAUUAUUAGUGGUGGUAGUCGUACCUGCAUUACCUAAAGGUGCUGCCGUGGAACUCCAUGUUACAGCCAUCCAGGAUGACCUCUGCAAAAGGACUUCCUGUCAUGUGACCACAACAUUGCGGCACUGCCACAUAGAUUGCCACGUUCUAACAUCCGCAGACCGAAGUGGCGCCUCGCUGUCCCUACGCCUGACCCUGACCGACCCUGCGGUCAGUGAGGAUGUAAGUGAGGUCACCGAUGCAAUCUGCUCAGCGUUUCAAAAAGCCCUGAAGAGGACAGAGGCUGAGCUGGUGCCGCUGUGUGUCCGAAUCUUCUACAAGUGCCACCACAUGCUGGCGAAGCAAGUCACUGAAGGAAUCGAAGAUGCUUUGAAAAAACUCCUCGGGGACUCCAGUCCGUCGGUGGCCCUGGUUCCAGUCCUGGACUUGCCUGAUUCCAACGUCCUCAACCUGUCGUGCUGGCUCAGCUCAUAG
This is a messenger RNA of Nerophis lumbriciformis (worm pipefish), 2103 nucleotides long. The record is from RefSeq and is a predicted model, not a curated record. Lineage: Eukaryota; Metazoa; Chordata; Actinopteri; Syngnathiformes; Syngnathidae.